Molecule: messenger RNA, 2198 nt
Organism: Notothenia coriiceps (black rockcod)
Lineage: Eukaryota; Metazoa; Chordata; Actinopteri; Perciformes; Nototheniidae
Product: free fatty acid receptor 3-like
Exons: 1
Coding region: 1129-2088 (319 amino acids)
Biological process (GO): cellular response to fatty acid; G protein-coupled receptor signaling pathway
Cellular component (GO): plasma membrane
Molecular function (GO): G protein-coupled receptor activity
Source: RefSeq, a predicted model, not a curated record
GAAGGUUGGCACUGAUUUAUUUGGGCAGACAAACCCACACUCUCCUAACCUUCAUUACAGAAACAAACAAAUAGUCCUCAACAUAUUAACAAUUUACUCCAAUUUGAGUUUACCCUUUCAAAUGCUAAAACACUUAGGAUUGAUCUCAUUUAAAAAAAGAUAUACAUAUGUAUAUAGAAGCAAUUGGCUUGGGCUGCAGUAUAGCCUUCCACAGACAGCGUAAGUUGGAAAGUGAUGGAAGGCGGCUGACAGUGAGCGUUUCAGUCUUUUCUUCAAUGUUUUGGCAAUUAGUAAAAAUACAUAAAAUACAACAUUCAAGGCACCUGAAGGUGAACAUUUAAUGUGGAUGUAUGCACUAUUUAAAUUAUGAAUGAAUAUGAUAAUAGUUUCUUUGAGCAGUUAGUUUGACAUUACCAAUGAAAAAGUUGACCUUUUUAGUUUAAGUGUACCUGGAACAACUUUAGCCUUUAACAUUUUAUGUUCUCAAAAAAAGAAGAAGAAAAGACUUCUGACUUUGUUUCCUUUUUUAAAAUCUUUAUAUGAAUUGUAUGUCUUGAUUUCCUUCAGGGAAUGUAUUUAAUGGUGGUGACAAGUAUGAUUAGCAGGUAUAACAUUUACUGUACUACAGUAUGUUCAUCAUCUCAAUUUAGCAUGCUAGCAUGCUAACGUUUGCUUAUUAACUACAGCUGAGGCUGCUGGGAAUAUCAUUAGUUUUGCAUUUGUUUGGUCAUAAAGCAUCUUUGAUUUGAUUACUUUUAUCCAGACAUGAAUACAAUUUGAUUUGCAAUCUAUUGGGAGGGGAUCACGAGUCAGUAUAUUCAUCCUCUGAGGACCAUGAUUGUCUGUAAAACAUUGAUUGGCAAUUCAUUUAGAAGUUGUUUAGAUAUUUGAGUCUGGACCAAAGUGGUAGGUAAGCUGCCAUUACCAAAUCACUAUUGUGGCUGAAAAUGAGACCAAGCUUUAGAAAUGCCCUUCAUAGUUAUCAAGCAAAACUUAAACUUCAAAAAAAGGGAUGUCUCUUUGAAACAAAAAUAUUUACAAUGAGAAGAAUUAGCCUGGAGUAUUUUCUUCUGAAUCAUAACUCGUGUUUUCCUGCCCCCAGAGUCUGAGAGUCCCUGGUGAGCCGCCAUGGUGUGCAACCGCCUGCUGCUCUCCGUCUACAUCGUCACCUUCCUGAUGGGGGUCCCCGCCAACAUCCUGGCCUUCUUCACCUUCUGCAAAAAGGUGCGCCGCAAGCCCGCCCCCAUCGACAUCCUCCUGCUGAACCUCACCAUCUCAGACCUCAUCUUCCUGGCGUUCCUGCCCUUUAAAAUUAAAGAGGCCUUUGACGGCAUGGUGUGGCUGCUGCCCUACCCCCUCUGCCCCCUCACUGGCUUCUUGUUCUACGUCACCAUCUACAACAGCACCCUGCUCCUCACCGCUGUGAGUGUGGAGCGAUACCUGGGGGUGGCGUUCCCCCUCAGGUACACCCUGUGUCGCAGACCUCGCUACGCCGUGUACGCCAGCCUGGUGUUCUGGGUGGUGACCUCUCUGAACCUCAGCAUUGUCUACAUCAUGCCCUACGCCCAGUGGAGCAGCGGGACAGAGAGCGAACAGGACGAAGGGAGCACCGCCGGUAAGAACGCCCCGCCUCCACAUACCUGCUACCUGAACUUCACCGGGGAGGAGCUGAAGAUCCUGCUGCCGGUUCGCCUGGAGCUCUUCUUCGUCCUCUUCUGCGUCCCCUUCUUCAUCUGCUGCUUCUGCUACGCCAACUUCAUCCACAUCCUGUCCAAGCUUCCCAACAUCGGCAGGCGGAAGAGGCUGCGGGCCAUCGGUUUGGCGCUCGGCACGCUGAUAGUGUUCGUGGUGUGUUUCGGGCCCUACAACGCCUCCCACGUGGUGGGGUUCGUCCGUCAGGAGAGCGAGGAGUGGAGGAACGUGGCGCUGCUCUCCAGCACCUUCAACGCCUGCCUGGAUCCCUUCAUUUUCUACUUCUCCUCAGCGGCCGUCAGAAGCAUGUUGGACCACUGCGUCAGGAACAUCAUGGCCAAGCUGCACAUCCUGAGGUGUGGAGGCCCUCCUCACCCUCCUCAACCCUCUAAAUGAGGCCAUCCAAGACUGAAUAUACAAGGAGGCACCCUUUCAUGAAAGUUCUGGAGAAAUGAUUCAUGUUAAUGUUUUUGCAAAUUUAAGUUGAACCAAUCACUGUGGCUGUU